AGAAAAAAAAGCUCUGUUGAAUCGUCCGCGCCCUUUACGCGGCUUUUCCACUUUCGUUCCGUUUUCCUUUCCCUAGUAACCAAAAGAGAGAAAUAAAAUAAAGCUAGAGAAAAUCCUGAUCCCUAAAGUCAAAUCAUCCUCAGCAGACAAACAAAGAAUCUAGCCAUGGGUAACACCGAGAAGCUCUUGAACCAGAUCAUGGAACUCAAAUUCACAUCCAAAUCGCUGCAACGCCAGGUGAGGAAGUGCGAGAAGGAAGAGAAAUCUGAGAAAUUGAAGGUAAAGAAGGCGAUAGAAAAAGGUAACAUGGAUGGAGCUCGAAUCUACGCUGAGAACGCCAUUCGCAAACGCACUGAGCAGAUGAACUACCUGCGGCUCUCGUCGCGGCUCGAUGCCGUUGUUGCCAGGCUCGAUACCCAGGCUAAGAUGAACACCGUUAAUAAGUCCAUGGCUAAUAUCGUUAAGUCUCUUGAAUCUUCCUUGAGCACAGGCAAUUUGCAGAAGAUGUCUGAGACAAUGGAUCAAUUCGAGAAGCAAUUUGUGAAUAUGGAGGUCCAGGCAGAAUUUAUGGAGAGUGCUAUGGCUGGUUCUACUUCAUUGUCAACACCGGAAGGUGACGUCAACAGCUUGAUGCAACAGGUUGCUGAUGAUUAUGGGUUGGAGGUAUCUGUCGGGUUGCCGCAACCAGGUGCUCAUGCUGUUUCAACCAAGACAGAGGAGAAGGUUGAUGAGGAUGAUUUGUCGAGGCGACUUGCUGAGCUUAAGGCUAGAGCUGUCCAAAAUAUCCCCUGAAUCCCUGAAAUAAUUUGGUAUGUGGGAUGAUCGAAUCUCCUUGCAUGCAUUGCUAGAGGUUUACUGGUUUGGUGCUGGUCUUUUGGGUCAUGGUGUUCAAUAGUUGAAGGCAUUUAUGCUUGUGAGGGUUGAUAAGCAAUUCAAUAUUUUCUUGCACAUCAAGUCAAUGAAUUGGGCUAAUGCUGAUGAAUGUAAGCAUGCAUUUUUUUGGAUGACCACUAUUUUCUGCU
Hibiscus syriacus is the source of this 1022-nucleotide messenger RNA. Its product is annotated as ESCRT-related protein CHMP1B-like. The coding region runs from base 166 to 792 and encodes 208 amino acids. The transcript has 3 exons. Gene Ontology annotation, biological process: late endosome to vacuole transport; protein transport; endosome transport via multivesicular body sorting pathway. Lineage: Eukaryota; Viridiplantae; Streptophyta; Magnoliopsida; Malvales; Malvaceae. Gene Ontology annotation, cellular component: multivesicular body; ESCRT III complex. The record is from RefSeq and is a predicted model, not a curated record.